AAUGGCAUUCGAUCGGAUCGCGAUACGGACGGGACGCGCGAAUCGUUCGCUAUUUCUGUUGCCCUGAAGUUGACGAUGACGCGCGGCUACGUCUCGGUAAUGAAAUAGCGAACAUCGUUGGUGAAGAGACACGUCGGUGGCAGUGAAACACUAAUGCGAGAAUGUCGGAACGACGUGAUGAUUAGAUCCACCGAGAUGGAGACGAUGGAAUAGACUUUGCGUAUGCGUGAAACAUAAAUACAUCCGUGACGAAGCAGCGUCUUGAGAACAUCCAGGUCGGUGCUCGAUCUCUUCCUCGGUUUGUGUCGAGUCGAGAGAACAGGAAAUAAAAAUGGAGGAAAAACAUGGCAAUAGAGAUACGACAGAGGAAGAGGAGUUGGAAGACACUGAAAAUAUAAUAAUUAACGAAGUGGAUGGUUUACCCAACUUACAUCCAAACUAUGAACAGUUAGAGUUGAAAUUUAAGAGAGAAAAAGAUGACACAAAUAUUAGAUCGAUCGAUGAGUUAGUUCACGAUGAAGAUCUACCAACUUCUGUAAUUGUAACGAACGUAGAUCCUCGAGUUUUUAAAGAUGACGAUUUAAAGUCAUCCAUAGAAAAUCUUUUCAAACAGUUUGGAGAAGACACUACAUUUCAAUACUUCAGAUCCUUCAGAAGAAUGAGGGUAAACUACAGUUCCCCCAGUGCAGCAGCAAAUGCGAGGAUACAGCUGCAUCAGUCGCAUUUUGGAGAAACUGAUAUUAAUUGUUACUUUGCACAACCAGUAACACCUAUAGAUAUGGAGGAUCAACAUCUUCAACCACCCGCGCUUACCAAACAAUUUCUCAUAUCUCCUCCUGCUUCUCCACCGGUCGGUUGGGAGCCACGUGAAGAAGGAGAGCCGCUCGUUAAUUACGAUUUAUUAACAGCUAUAGCCAAUUUAUCAGCAGGCGACACACAUGAGAUACAUCCAGGAGGCUCAGGGCAGCCAGGCAUAGUCGUGCAUGUUUGCGAAAACGCGAAUCCGUCGAAAAAUACGCCUCGUAUUCAACACACGCGAUGUCCGGAACAUUAAUUUCCUCCGUUUAUUCGCAUCUCGGAUUUGUCACAUGAUACGUUUUUAUGUCUUGUUAAAAAGCCAGAUACGAGCUAGAAGACAUAUACACCUAACGAGCGAUUUUAAUUAGUAUUAUAUUGGAGUUACAAUUUAAAAAUGCGUGGUUGGUAUCCAGUUGACGAAAGUAUGUUGUAAAAAAAAAUUAUAGCUCAAUACGUACAGACAGCAACAUGGUAUCUGGUAGAGUCCAACCGAAACCACAUUUUUCCCUCCGGCCAAAACCAAAAACGAAACCGAAACUUAGAUGUCUUAUUUAAAAAAAAGCAAAAGAGAGAAAGAAACUAAUGGAGUCAUUUUUUUCGACCGGAGUCGAAAUUGAUAUUUUUGGAUUAAUUUUACAGAGGCCGUAUAAUUUUCAGAAAUCAUGACAAAUGUAUGUACUCUAGUUGUUUUUUAAACGUUCACUGGCGCGUUGCAACUUGUAUAGUUCCGGUUUACCCACUGAAAUUUUAGCGAGUUUUUGCAAUAACAUCCAGAACACUAAAGUCACGUUAUCCUUUUCUUAAUUAGUUGUUAAGAAGAAGACAACGUGACCUUAGCAUUCACCAUAUCUGGAUAAACAGUAUUGCAAAAAUUCCCUUUUCUCUUAAUUUUGGCCAAAACCGAAAUCAAACUGAAACCCUGAUUUUUGAACGAAACCGAAACCAAAAUUUCGGUCGGAUUCUAGUGCCUGGUAUCUAACUUCCCGCGAAUAGCAGCGAUAUAUGAAUAUUAACGAUACUAACGAUAAAUAUCCGUCAGAUUAUAUAUCGAUCAAAAUAUAGAAUUCAUUUGUGUUUAUCCACUGAGAAUUCCUGAAGAGUAUGCUUGCGCUCCAUUUCUUAAAAUCUACAUGGUAAAGAUUCGAGAAAUUUCAAGGCCUAUAUUGUUUCAUGUUUCACUCAGUGUCAAUAAUUGCAUAUCGUGAGAAAUUACGUCCGAUCUGAUUAAGCUAACGAUUAAUGUGUCGACAAAAAUCGUUGGAAAUAUAUUGAGAUUUUGCAAUUCUACCUCUCAUUGUCAGUGUUACUUGUAUUCUUAAACAGCACGUAACAAUCUUGUUGUAAAUCCACAAAUGAUACUAAUGUUAGAAUAAUCGAUUGAAUCAAAAUGUUCGAAUUUAACAGCUUAACUUCAUUAUUUAAUUAUUCUCAUGUGUUUUUCUUUCCAUUUCAAGAAAAGUCUUCAAGAUUAUAUCUAUUGAAUUUUUUGUUUUGUGUUUUGUGUGCAUGCGAAAAACAAAUCUACGGAAAUAUAUGGCAUUAAUAUGUAUGUGAUGUGUGUGUAUACGAAUGUAUUAUUCUAAAAAUAUCGUGUGGUUCUUCGAUCUGUGUUUCCGUAGAAAGCUAGCUCACAUUAACUUAAACGUUACACAUGCUAUCCUAAAGCUAUAUCUCUAUGGUCUCUUGUUAAUGAAGUUUAUGAAAACUUAUUGUUAUCACUUUGCUCUUUAAGAGGAUUAAGUUAGUAAAAAAAUAAGCUAGAGAGAUAGCGAGACGUAUGUGGUCAUAUCAGCGUUACUGAUUUAUGUCGAGGCAGUGUGAUGAUUGUGUAUAUGUAUAUAUUGUUCUGUACGUGAAACGUAUAUAAUUCCUGCAAGAUCUGUGACCUAAAAAUAAUUGUUGAAUAUUUAUAAAUACUUUAUAGCAGCACUUACUUUUGUAUAGUAUGGUUACUGUUUAUAUUCUUCUGGCGAUGGAAUGGCGUAAAACCGUUUCGUCAUUUAUGUAAUUUCAAGCUUUCUUUAUCUAACAAUUCCGAAGAUCCUAAACAGAUAAUACGAAUAAUUAUUACACUAGAGAAAUAAUGUACAAAUGAUUUGUAUCAAA
This is a messenger RNA of Trachymyrmex cornetzi, 2904 nucleotides long. RefSeq names its product RRM_RCAN_like domain containing protein Sra (gene sra). Gene Ontology annotation, cellular component: cytoplasm; nucleus. The transcript has 5 exons. Lineage: Eukaryota; Metazoa; Arthropoda; Insecta; Hymenoptera; Formicidae. The record is from RefSeq and is a predicted model, not a curated record. Gene Ontology annotation, biological process: calcium-mediated signaling. Bases 332 to 1054 code for a protein of 240 amino acids. Gene Ontology annotation, molecular function: calcium-dependent protein serine/threonine phosphatase regulator activity; nucleic acid binding.